AUGAUGCUACGAAAGAUAAACGAGAAUUUGAGAAUUUUAUCGGUGACCAUCAUCUCAUUAAUUGUAGUCAGUACGGAAGCCCAUGGGACAACAUCUGAUCAAUUUCCUCCACCGCCGUCUGUCUAUGCUAAUGACCAUUCAACCCUUGCUAGAGGAUAUAUUUCUCUCGGGUUUGGACUUUCGGCUAUGGCUGCAAUAGCGUCCGCGCUGGGAUCAUUUACACCAAUGCUUGACCUCCUGUUUCCAUAUAUCCCGGGGAUGAGAGAUUUUCGUAUUUGUCAUUCAAAGGGUUUUCUUGCGGCCUCAUUAUCAUUUUCUGCGGGAAUAUUACUAUUUUUGACGCUAGGCGAUCUUUACCCUGAAGCGGUCGAGUCGUUUCAAACGUCUGGACUCUUUGAUCCAAAAUACGCAAAUAUCGUGGCUGCAUCUGUCUUUGUCGUAACGGUAUUAGUAUUAAUGAUUGCAAAAUCUAUAUUUGGUGGUUCCCACUCACAUUGCCCGCCAGAGGUUGAAGGAAAUGUCAAUCGGAUGCCGGAAGGUGAAAGAUACAUUAAUGAGGGUGAAAAAAUUGAUGAAGUGGGAAAAAUCAACGGAGAUGCAAAAUUAGAAGAGAAUUCUAUGCCUGUAGUCAGACCUCUUGACUCUCACAGGCUCAGAAGCUUGGGUAUACAAAUUGCUGUCGCUUUAGCCAUUCACAAUUUUCCCGAAGGGUUAUCCACGUUUGCAACGGCAAUCCUCUCUCCAAAGAUUGGAAUCAUAUACGCAAUUGCACUCUCUUUACAUAAAAUUCCAGAAGGCCUUAUCAUCUCUUUACCAAUAUACUACGCCACGGGAUCACGAUGGAAAGCUUGCACUAUCGCUGCGUCAGUAGGCGUGAUCUCGCAAAUGUUGGGUGCCAUUCUAGGUUAUGUCAUCUUUGUCACGGUAUGGAACAAUGCUAUCUCGGGGUUCCUUUUCUCUAUAGUUGUAGGGGUUCUGCUUUACGUAAUUUUACACGGCAUGCUUCCACUGGCCCGUCAUUAUGAUCCUAUGGAUAG
This is a messenger RNA of Acaulospora morrowiae, 1037 nucleotides long. The record is from the annotation of a GenBank genome assembly. NCBI's taxonomy places the organism in Eukaryota, Fungi, Glomeromycota, Glomeromycetes, Diversisporales, Acaulosporaceae.